Felis catus (domestic cat) is the source of this 1803-nucleotide messenger RNA. RefSeq names its product solute carrier family 31 member 2 (gene SLC31A2). Lineage: Eukaryota; Metazoa; Chordata; Mammalia; Carnivora; Felidae. The record is from RefSeq and is a predicted model, not a curated record. Gene Ontology annotation, molecular function: copper ion transmembrane transporter activity. Gene Ontology annotation, biological process: copper ion transmembrane transport. Bases 136 to 561 code for a protein of 141 amino acids. The transcript has 4 exons. Gene Ontology annotation, cellular component: membrane.
CGCCCGCCUCACCCCGACAUGUGACCGCGCCGCCCGGGUCGCGACCGCGGCGGCGGCGGCUGGACGGACUCGGAGCUGGGAGCCCCGAGUGAGUAGCAGCGGCUCCGGCGCCCGCUCGGCGCGCUCACCUCGAAGAUGCAUUUCAUUUUCUCCAAUGAGGUGGUGCUUCUGUUUGAUUUUUGGAAUGUCCACAGUCCUGCAGGCAUGGCCCUUUCCGUGCUGGUGGUCCUGUUCCUGGCCGUGUUGUACGAAAGCAUCAAGGUUGGCAAAGCCAAGCUGCUCCACCAGGCUGUAGUGAGUGUGUCCGUCCUCUCCAGCCAGCAGCUCACUGAGGAGACAGACCAGGAUUCUUCAGCCUCAGACUCGGCCCCGGUCAGCAGAGCCCGCCUCAGGUGGUUUUUGUGUCACUUUGGCCAGUCGCUAAUCCAUGUCGUUCAGGUGGUCAUAGGCUACUUCAUGAUGCUGGCUGUCAUGUCCUACAACACCUGGAUUUUCUUCGGCGUGAUCCUUGGCUCUGCUGUAGGAUACUACCUAGCCUACCCACUUCUCAGCAUGGUUUAGCUGGUGAGGGCUCUGCGGGCACCGAGGGCUAGAGAGAGCUGGGGCCCCCUCUUCCAGACGUUGAAAUUCCAGCCCCAUGUCUCCCGUUUCUUCUGAUGGCGGUUCCUCUCCUCGCUCCCAGCUCUUGGAGACUUUCGGCUGAAGCCGGCACUUGCUGCCUGGAGUUCGGAGGCCACCGCAGCUACCUCUGUCCUCAGCCAUCAUGCACGGGGCCCGGGCACGGUCAUUUUGUGCCUUAGUAAGGCUUCUGUGGCCCGAGGGAGAGUGGAGAGACCAGAACCUGGGGACAGGGUUGCUGAGCCCAUGAGGACUUAUUUCUGUGACUCAAAAAUUAAGAAUUUCCAAAGAUCUUCAAGACAGGGAGAUGGGUUCUGGGUGACGAAGGUCAUGGAAGCUGUAUACCUUCUGCUCUCGUGAUUUGUGCCUUAUGUAGAGGAGCAUCUUCCACUGGCCUUCCUGACCUCUUCUGUCUGAGGGAUGGAGACCACACUGGCUCCUUUUUCUCACCUUUCUGCCUUUGGGACACAUAAAGUUUGUCCCCUGCUGUGGAUCAUGAGAACAAACUAAGAUUUUUCAUUUUCCCCACUGAACCCCUGGUUGGCAAUUUUGCACAUUAAUACAAGACAAAAUUUUUAAUGAAAUGACUUCAUGUUAUUCAUGAUGGACAGCAACUUCUGCUGGGAACUGUUUCUCUUUCUUGUGGGGAGAAUGAGUGACAGCAGAUUAAAGGCAGAGGAGCUGGACUUAUCCUCUGGAUAGGGAGCUUCUCCCAUCAGACAGCACUGCCUGCGGGAGGAAGACAGUCUAAGGGCUUGAGGUGUCUGGGGCACUUUCCAUGGCUCCAAUGCCUCCUUUGAUCCGGAUCCUUCUUUUAGCAGAACGGAGAACUGCACUGAAUAUUCAAUACUUAACGUUCUCUAUUUAUUACUUCCUGCUCAGCCAUAAUCAUCUGGUGGGGAAACAUGAUUUCAUUCACUUGAAAUACUGGGUAAGCCACGGGGGUUGCUGACCGAAGACGCGAUAAGCAAUCAAACCAAAGCAUUACAUUUGUAGACUUAGAUGGAACUCUCCAGAUAGUUCAUGUUACAGAAAAAGGAAAUAAGAGACCCAGGGAGGGAAAAUCACUGCUGUAUACUGUAACGUCUGCGUUCAAGUACCUCACGGGCUAGAUGAAAGACGGUCUUAAGCUUUGGGGAUUAAAAAAGAAAUAUACAUUUUAAUAAAUAUAUAUAUUUUAAACAA